This is a messenger RNA of Suillus paluster, 864 nucleotides long. RefSeq lists its product as uncharacterized. The transcript is spliced from 9 exons. The coding region runs from base 1 to 864 and encodes 287 amino acids. Lineage: Eukaryota; Fungi; Basidiomycota; Agaricomycetes; Boletales; Suillaceae. The record is from RefSeq and is a predicted model, not a curated record.
AUGACGCAACCUCUGGAAUAUCUUUCUCAGGCGCAUAUCGACAAGGUUAUGACCGGUCUACUCAGGUACUUGGUCGUCCGUGGUUUCCUCUCUCACGACCAGACAAGUUCUCUUUUGGCGCGGUCCAAAGAUCUCCUCGAUGAAUUUACGCCGGAGGACCAUCCCCUGAUCAAAUUCACAACGUCGGAUAAAGACCACGUCGGUGACGACUACUUUCUGAAUUCAGGCGAUAAGAUCCGCUAUUUCCUUGACGAAGACGCCAGUCGACAGGAUAAGGCAAAGGCAGUGAAUAAGAUCGGUCACGCCCUUCACGAAUUGGACCCUGUGUUCCGAAAGGUUACUCUGGAAAACGAUCGACUGAAGGCUCUAUCUCAGACUGGUGGUGCAGUGCCCGAGCACAACGACUCUGCUCUGGGGUUCUGGAUGGCUCUUGAGAAGUGCACACCCACGAACGGCGCCCUGUCAUUCUUGCCCGGAUCGCAUCUGACAACUCCAAUCACGAAGAGAUUUGUACGAUUACCAGGGGGUGGUACCGGUUUCGAGCAGCUUACCGCCCCUCCGCCUCCCCCAUCCGACACAAGCGAGAAAACGAUGCAGAUUGCGUCAGAAAGUGCCUCCGAAGGGAAAUAUGUGCUGGAAGCUUGUGAACCAGGCGAUCUCGUCCUCAUCCAUGGCAGUGUCCUUCACAAGUCAGAACGUAAUACCAGUGCUCACACGCGAUUUGCGUAUACUUUCCACAUGAUUGACUCACCUCCUUACGCCAAACACGACGAGAAGAACUGGCUUCAGCCUACUGAAGCCAUGCCUUUCUCCAGAAUCUUGGACGCACCAAUUGGAAAUACUCUUUCCACUCCUAUAUACUAG